AUGAUAUCAUUUGAUAAAAUAUUAGAAGAGAAGAUUGGAUCAGGAAUAUACUAAAUUAGAACAAUUAGCAUUAUUGGAUUAAUAGAGUUUUGUGAUGGAAUAGAAUAUGUUUUUAUGUCCAUUUUGAUGGCAAUAUUAUAAAAGGAAUGGUAAUUAUCAUAAACUCAAAUUGCAACAUUGGGAUCUUCUUUUCUUGGUGGAGUAGUUAUAGGAAAUUGCAUUUGUGUUUAUAUUACAGAUAAAAUUGGUAGAAAAACAUCAUUUUCAAUAUUUGCAGGACUUUCAGUGAUGUUAGUAUAUUAUACUAGUUUUGUUGAGUCUUAUAAUGAAUUAAUCAUUCUUAGAUUACUAUUUGGUAUAGUAUUUGGAACAACAAGUCCAUUAGGAUAUGUAUUUAUAACUGAAGUUGCAGUUGCUAAAUAUAGAGGUAGAUUUGCAUUUUCAUUGACAUUAAUGUAUGUUGCAGGUAAAGCCUAUUUAAUAUUUUUGUGUUUUUUCUUUCUUGAUGAUUAUACAAAUGGAAAUUGGAGAGGAUUAAUAAGAUUUAAUGGAAUACCAGUUUUAUUAUGUUUUAUAUUAUCAAUUAUAUAUUUGAAAGAGACUAUUAGAUAUUAUUUAAAUAAAGGUUAGUAUACAGUUGCAUUCCAAGAGAUUGAGGAAGUAUAAAAAUAAAAUAAUAAUUAAUAAGAACCAUUAAAUAAAAGUGAAAAGGAUGGAUUAAUAGCUUGGCAGUUGA
Messenger RNA from Paramecium pentaurelia, 736 nucleotides. NCBI's taxonomy places the organism in Eukaryota, Ciliophora, Oligohymenophorea, Peniculida, Parameciidae. The record is from the annotation of a GenBank genome assembly.